CCAGCCCUUUCGGGGACCCGGUUUCCAGCCCCCCAAAGUCGGCCCCGCCGCCGGCCUCGGGGCCCCGCCCACUCUGGCAGGGGGUCGAAACCGCACCGAGCGCAAGCGGGAGCCGGAGCGGGGUCCGCCGCGGCCCCUUUAAGGAGCCGCGCUGCGGUAACCCGAGCCCGCAGUCCGGGCGGGCUUGGCGGCAGCUGGACCUCUGGGACGGCUACCGGGCUCCGCCGAGCAUCUCGCGGGCGGGCUCUGGCCGGCGCCAGCCCUCGGGCCAGGCCGGAGGACCAGGCGCCUGGAGCCCGGCCGCGCGCAGCCGCCGCGCGCACGCUAGUCGCCCCGGGACGCGGCACAGGUGAGAAAGCAGGUUCAGUUAAGGUAACUUAUUAGUCCCAGGACACACAGCCAGCAAGUGGUGGAACUGAGAUUCAAACUCAAGACUCUGACUAAGCCUGUGUACUUCCCACCAUGCUAUAGGUUGAAGAAAUAUGGACACCAACACUAAACUGGUCAUCAGCACUGUUUUUACCAGCUUUCUCACCUUUCAACUGCUUUUCCACUGUAUAAGUUACUGGUUUUCAGCAAAAAUUUCUCCCGGUUUUAACAGUCUCAGCUUUGAAAAGAAGAUUGAAUGGAACUCAAGGGUAGGAUCUACGUGCCAUUCUUUGGUAGUGGGGUUUUUGGGCCUGUACAUUUUCUUGUUUGAUGAGGCUACAAUUGCUGAUCCGCUUUGGGGUGAUUCAUCGCUUGUAAAAGUGAAUAUUUCUAUUUCUUCAGGCUACCUCGUUUCUGAUUUGUUCAUAAUCAUUUUGUAUUGGAAAGUGAUUGGUGACAAAUAUUUUAUAAUUCACCAUUGCACAGCGCUGUAUGCCUACUUUUUGUUACUGGUGAGUGCUGGGAUUUACAACAGCCCAACAAGCAGACAAGAUUGGGAGAGGAAUGACUUAAGGAUUGACAUAAAUCUAAACAUAAAAUUCUUAAUUUAUACAGAUUAACUGAAAAUACAUUCAGAGUCCUUCUCAUGAUAUGCUAUCUUAUUUAUGAACAAAAGUAAUAAUUUAACUUGGGUGUCUGUUUUAGUGUGUCUAUUUGGAUUCAUACACUUUGGGAAAGGCAGAUGACCCCAAUUUCUUGAAUUUUCACUUAAAACCUUUAGGACCCUGUAACUGUUGAUAUUUGUCUGUCUUUCUGGAUCAUUUAUAAUUGAAUCCAUGUCUAGCCAGACUAGGUAUAGACUCCUGUAUAUCCAGGUAAAAUAUUUCUCUUAUGUUCAAUUCCAUGUAUAAUUCCAUGUACAUGCAUAAUUACACUUAGGUAUGGGAGCAGUGUGGGAGUUUGCUCAGAGACUUCAUCAGAAUUUCACAACUGAGCUAACACAGGAUACUCACAUCAGUCAGUACUGCAUAUUAAAUUUUAUAUCUAAAAUUACUUUUUACAUAUUAUACAUUUGUAAAUUAGCAAUUUUAUAUCCCAUGCAUGUUUGUUAGGUUUCACAAUGAAUUAUUUUUCAAUCUAGAUAUACCAACAAGCCCUAGAUAUUUAGAAAUAAUUGAUAUAUGUAAACAAGGAUAGUAUAAAUUUUAUGUAACAGAUAUGGUAUACCAUUUCAUGUUUUCUCUCUUUUAAAACUUUUUUUCUUUGUUGGUAUUACUAAAAUCCUUAUAUCACCGGACAUUUGGGACUAUAUGGAGGAUUUUUAAAAAAUUCAUAUAAAUGUGUAUUAAUAAUAUCCUUUUAUUUUUCUUAUAUUGACUCACACAAAGAUACCUGGUGAAUAAGACAUGAAUUUGGUACUAUUUCUGCAAGAAUCAGAUAUGUCAAAGCAUCUGUCUGUAUCACUCAUUUGAAGUCAUAAAUCUAAAUAACACAAUAUGUUUUAAAAACUAUGCUGGUUUUAAUGUUAUAAAUAAAUGCUCAUGUAUCCUGAAAGUUAUCUAUAAUCAUUUUAUUUUUCUGAAGCAAUAGGCUAUUUUUACUGGCAUUUCCUACUGUUUAUGUCUUUGGUCUUUUUUGUAUUUUAAUAGAGUACAGGUAGGUAGUUAUAAAAUACAGACUUCUACUUUUUAUACUAUGUCUUCAAUAUUUGGUAUACAAGCACUUUGUUUCCUAAAACUUUUGCUAAAAAGACAUGGAAACUGGCUAACAAAAUACUGGCUAACUCUGGGAAGAAUGUGUGUGAGUACCCAUGUGAGUUUAACAUCACGCUGCAGUUUUGAAAUAUGUUCUCUGAACAGGAGUCACAAAUAAUCAUUGCGCUAUGAAAAGAAUACAAGCUAGUGAAAGAUAACAGGUCACUUGCAUGCGUUUGUAAAUAUGUCAUCACCUGCUCUUUGCUCCUGGCCACCGAAAUCACAGGCUUGGCAAGUGGCUGGCAGUGCAUGGAUGGGCAAGCUGAAUAUUUAAUCACGUGGGAUGAAUACUAUUUUCUCUUUGGACUUUUAUGCCUUUAUAAAUGAAUCAAUAACCACAUGCUGGGUUUUUAAAAAAGAAAUGAUUUGUUGCCUUAUUUCAUAAAGUUGACAA
Messenger RNA from Hipposideros armiger (great roundleaf bat), 2517 nucleotides. RefSeq names its product TLC domain containing 4 (gene TLCD4). Bases 483 to 989 code for a protein of 168 amino acids. Gene Ontology annotation, cellular component: endoplasmic reticulum; membrane. Gene Ontology annotation, biological process: lipid homeostasis. NCBI's taxonomy places the organism in Eukaryota, Metazoa, Chordata, Mammalia, Chiroptera, Hipposideridae. The record is from RefSeq and is a predicted model, not a curated record. The transcript is spliced from 6 exons.